Phytomonas sp. Hart1 is the source of this 1167-nucleotide messenger RNA. The record is from the annotation of a GenBank genome assembly. Lineage: Eukaryota; Euglenozoa; Kinetoplastea; Trypanosomatida; Trypanosomatidae.
AUGAAUCGACACUUCUGUUUGUAUGCGAUCCUGCUGAUAGUUUGUCUGGUGUUUUCCUUCUCGACCGUGAAGGCGCGCAUCCCAUCCUCGCGGUCGUCCCCUGGGGCUUCGGGGGAUCGCGAGGGGGUGGAUUACUACAAGGUGCUCCUGCUCGACGACAAACGCGAGGCCGCGACGGAGGCCGAGAUCAAGCAGAGCUUUCGCCGGCUUUCCAUGCAGUACCACCCCGACGUCGCGAAGACGGCGCAGGACCGACUUCGGUAUGGUGAAAUCAACCACGCCUAUGAGGUGCUUUCGAAUCGGCGAAAACGCAAGAUGUACGACCUACGUGGCGAGGCGGGGCUUGAGCAACUCAAGCAGGCAUCCGCCGCGGGGGAGCGUGGGGGGGGGAUGAAUCCCUUUGCGCAUCUCUUCGGCCUCGGAUCGGGCCAUUCCCUUUACGGACCUAAGCAGGAGACCGUUCUGGAGGUCGACCUGUCCGUGCUCUUCACCGGUGGGGUGGGGGUCGUCCAUCGCGAGAAGCAGGUCGUGUGCACGCGGUGCAAGGGCAGUGGGGAUGAUUUAACAUCCCCUAUUCUCCUCUGCCAGCACUGUCAAGGGCAUGGGGUGGUGGAGCAGCGACUGAUUUUGGGGCCGGGGAUGUACCAGGACAUCCGACAGGUCUGUCCUCACUGUGAGGGGAAUGGGAAGAAAGCACUGCGGCGCUGUCCGGUUUGUCGUGGUCGAAAAGUAGCCCCCCAAAAGGUGGACUUGAAGGUGGAUAUCGAGGCCGGGACGCCGGAAAAUCACCCGAUUGUGUUCGAAAUGGAAGCGGAUGAAUCGCCCGACCUUAUCCCGGGUGACUUCGUCGUGCGUGUUCGCUCUCGGCCGCAUCCUCAGUUUACACGGAUGCGGAAUGACCUUGAUCUGGAGAUGUCCUUAUCGAUCAGUCUGAAAGAGGCUCUUUUGGGAGUUUCAAGAGAGUUUAAAAAUUUAGACGGCAAAGAGAUGGUUAAAUUAAGUAGGCCAAAUAUCACUCCAUACGAUACUGUAAUUAAGAUACCUGGAAAGGGAAUGCCCCAACUACACCUGCCGUCAGAGCGAGGGGAUCUAUAUGUGAAGAUGAAAUUCAUGAUGCCCUCCUCCCUGUCUACAAAGCAAAGAGAGACGUUUGAAAAAUGUCUUUGA